Molecule: messenger RNA, 1776 nt
Organism: Aspergillus pseudonomiae
Lineage: Eukaryota; Fungi; Ascomycota; Eurotiomycetes; Eurotiales; Aspergillaceae
Product: FAD-linked oxidase-like protein
Exons: 5
Coding region: 1-1536 (511 amino acids)
Biological process (GO): lactate catabolic process
Cellular component (GO): mitochondrion
Molecular function (GO): D-lactate dehydrogenase (cytochrome) activity; D-lactate dehydrogenase (NAD+) activity; FAD binding
Source: RefSeq, a predicted model, not a curated record
AUGGGAGACCUCGACCGCCACGCCCUUCAUGGCGAUGCCCUGCGAGCCACCGGCGAACCUAUCGCUCUCCCGCCAAAUACCAAUCUAACAAAGUUCAGAGCCUUCAUUUCGCGGGUGACAAGUGUUGUAGAUGAAACAAAUGUUCAAAUCAUCCUGAGCGACGAUGACAUUGCUCAGGAAGAAUAUACGGACCCCUCCAGAGCUCAUGACAUAAAUAUCGGCUAUGGCGGCACUGCCCCAAGAGUGCGCGGCAGUCUUGGUAUCGACUUGGGCAAGAACAUGAAUAGAGUGUUGAAAGUUGAUCCUCAGAGUGCCUAUGCCUUGCUCGAGACUGGGGUGUCUUACUUUGACCCUCAUGAGUAUUUGGUUACGCACAACUUGCGGGAUCAAGUGUGGGCGGACGUACCUGAUGUCGGUGGCGGUUCGGUUAUUGGGAACGCGCUCGAAAGAGGCACUGGAUAUACCCCAUAUGGUGAGCACUGGAUGAUGCACUGCGGACUGAAGGUUGUCUUGCCCGAUGGCUCACUCCGCACCGGGAUGGGCGCUUUGCCAAACCCGAAAGCGGACAAGAGCAAACCACCACAUGAACAGGAACCAAAUGAGAGCUGGCAGAUAUUUGACUGUAGCCUCGGCCCGCAUAGUGCUGGUAUAUUCUCUCAGUCCUCUCUCGGCAUCGUCGUGAAGAUGGGAAUUUUGCUUCUGCCUAACCCUGGCGGGUACCAGGCGUACAUGGUCACCUUCCCCAGGGACAAUGACUUGAAUCAGAUCGUGGAGAUACUCCGACCUUUGAGAAUCUCCGGGGUAAUUCAGAACACACCCAAGCUGGAUAACGUCCUGGUUACCGCGGCCGUCCAGAGUCACCGCACCGAAUACACCACUUCCAACAAACCCCUAACUGACUGCCAGUUAGAUGAGGUCGCCAAAAAGCUCAGUGUCGGUCGCUGGAAUCUCUACGGAGCGAUGUACGGCCCACCCGUCAUUCGUGACGCUCUCUGGUCCGUCAUCAACGCAUCCUUUAGCAAGAUUCAUGGCGCCAAGUUCUAUUUCCCCGAAGAUCGUCCCACCGACACCGUUCUACAAACUCGAAGCAAUACAAUGCAAGGUAUCCCAUCCACAACCGAGCUUGGAUUGCUAUCCUGGCUCCCCAACGGCGGACAUCUGUUCUUCUCUCCGAUCGCCAAAGUAACUGGCCCCGAUGCCAACGCACAGUACGGCCUCACCCGCCGCUUAAGCGAGGAGUACCGAUUCGACUUUAUUGGGGUGUUCAUCAUCGGGGCUCGUGAGAUGCACCACAUCGUCUGCAUCCUGUUUGAUCGGAAAGAUCCCGAUGCAAGACGUCGAGCCCAUAAGCUUAUUCAGGUCCUGAUCGCCGAGGCGGCGGAUCGGGGACUUAACAACUUCAAUGAGAAUGCGCAGAUGAAGUUGAACGAGAAGUUGAAGAACACGCUCGACCCGAAGGGGAUCCUGUGUCCAGGAAAAUAUGGUAUCUGGCCUGCUAAUUACCGGAAGGAGGAUUGGAGCCUACAUAAACCAUAACAUUAUUCAAACCAAUAUGCAUACAUACGCAAGGUUCAUGUGCAUAAUACAUAUUGAAGACUAGCAGAAGCUAGUUACUUCAAGUUGCUGCUAAAGACCCUGGAUAGUCCGACGGGCCGAACCGAUCCGCCAAAUCAGAACCUCCCAUGGCACCGUUGGCACUUGGCAGCAGCAACAGAAAGCCGGUUUCUGUCGAAGAUUGGAACAAGGAAAAUUAAUUCUUUUUAGUGCAUCUGAAAC